AAAGCAAAGCACAAAAAAAGGAAAAACAAGAAAAAAAAAACCCAAGUGGGAAAAACAAAAAAUAUAAAAGAAAAAAAAGUAAUUAAUAAGGGAGAUUGUGAAUGAUUUUCACUAUAAACAAGCACGUCUAUGCUGUAUUGGGCAGUCAGGUUUUUACAAGAUCUCUGUCUUGGCCCUCCUUUUCCUUCCUUGCUCAGUUCUUCCUAGCUAUGGUAACUUUUAGCUAAAUCACAACUCUCCUGGGUUUUCUUUUUCUUUUUCGUUUUUUUUUUCAAAACCUCCUUCUUUGAAUACUCAACCCUUCAGACAUGUAUUUUUUUUAGCUUUAUAUACAAAGAGAAAGAGAGUUUCUAGCUCUCUCAAAAUUCUCGGGCUUUUUUUCUUUUUAAUUCUUAAGAGAAGAUAGUUAUGAUGGUUUUUUUAAGUUUUGUUCGUUGAAUUAUAUAAAUUUUAUCAAGAACAUAAGCGGAGAAAGUUGUGAGAGAGUGGGAAAAUGUGGGAUCUUAAUGACUCUCCUGAUCAGCCAAGAGACGAUGAAUCCGAGGGGUGUUCAUCACAGAAAACUUCCAUAGAUGGAGAUGAAGAGAAGGGUAAACGGGUCGGAUCCGUUUCGAAUUCAAGCUCGUCAGCUUUGGUGAUCGAGGAUGGAUCGGAAGAAGAAGAUGGAGAGAGAGUCAAAGCAGCUUUAAAGAAGAGAAGCAGCAAGAUUUUUGGGUUCUCAGUGUCUCAUGAAGAAGAGUCCAUGGAGAGUGACCCGGGUCCUGUGACCCGGCAGUUUUUCCCUCUUGAUCAAGACCCAGAAAUGGGUGCCACUUCUGGCGGAGGUGGAGCAGGGUUCCCUCGGGCUCACUGGGUUGGUGUCAAAUUCUGUCAGUCGGAGCCCCUUGCCACCGGUAAAUCUGUUGAAGUUUCACAGCCGACGAAGAAAAGCAGGAGAGGACCUAGGUCAAGAAGCUCUCAGUACAGAGGUGUUACUUUUUAUAGAAGAACCGGCAGAUGGGAGUCUCAUAUUUGGGAUUGUGGAAAACAAGUUUAUUUAGGUGGAUUUGACACAGCACAUGCAGCUGCUCGGGCAUAUGAUAGGGCAGCAAUCAAGUUCCGGGGAGUAGAAGCAGAUAUAAAUUUUAGUAUUGAAGAUUAUGAAGAAGACUUGAAGCAGAUGAGUAACCUAACUAAAGAAGAAUUUGUGCAUGUACUUCGCCGACAAAGCACCGGAUUUCCCAGAGGAAGCUCCAAAUAUAGAGGAGUAACUUUGCACAAGUGUGGAAGAUGGGAAGCUAGAAUGGGCCAAUUUUUAGGCAAAAAGUACGUUUAUUUAGGCUUGUUUGACACCGAGAUUGAAGCAGCAAGGGCUUAUGACAGAGCUGCAAUUAAGUUCAAUGGCAAAGAUGCUGUUACCAACUUUGAUCCCAUCAUAUACGACAAUGAGCUUAACUCAGGUGAAACUUCAGGUAAUGCUGGAGAUGACAACCUUGACUUGAGCUUGGGAAAUUCAACCCCAAAGCAAAACAAUGUCGAUUUUGUUGCUCAGAAGCAAAUUGCUAUGAGUGAUCAGCAUAAUCUGAUACCUGAAGCUGAUUGGCAAUAUCGGGGAUUUAGAUCUAAGCUAAACCCGCUGCAGGAACCGUGUAGAAGUGAUGAUGCUCAUCACCGAAGGUCAGAUGGAUAUAGCGAGGCAGAAACAAUGCAGCUGUUGAGCCAAACCCACAUUCAAUCUCCAGCCUUAGGUAAGUCUGAUGAAAUGCAAAGAUAUGGACAGCUGAGGAGACCUGGAGAGAACCAUAUGUUUCACAUUUUUCCUCCGCACGUUAAUCCAUCAACUUAUCAGAUUCAUUUUCCAAGCGGCAGCAAUGGAAGCCGAAUUGAGAGUGAUCUGUCACUGUCUACCAGUGAAUAUCAACAAUGGCAAUCGGGUCCUCACCAAUUCUUUGCAAAUGCUGCAGCAUCAUCAGGAUUCCCGUCCCAGAUUAGACCUUCCCAAACUUGGCUGCAGAAAAAUGGGUUCUACUCACUCAUGAGACCCUCCUGACCCAUCCAAAAGUAGCCAUAAAUCUUCACUAAUUAACCCCCCUCUCUCACCUUGUUGGUUUUGUGAGCAUGUGAAGAUCAAUGCUUUGAGAUAACUCCCUUUUUUAAUUUUCUUCCCUCUGCAACUUUCUUAGAGAGCCAAAGGGAAGAAUUGCGGGAAAUUAUUGGAACGAGAAAAAAAAAAAAAAAACAAAGAAAAGAAAAUUCCAGCACUCUUGGAGUUGUUGUUGUUUGGCAUCGGUCAAACUAACAAACCAACGGAAACUUUGAACUAAAUGUUCUGAGUUCUGACUAAAACUGCUGAUCUUUUCUAUUGUCUUUAAUACAAUUGCAUUGCCGCACUAUACAGCUGGCAUUAUUGUUGUACCCCAUUUUCUAUUGCAACUAUAAAUUAUUGGUAGCUGCUUCUCUUU
This is a messenger RNA of Durio zibethinus, 2441 nucleotides long. Its product is annotated as floral homeotic protein APETALA 2-like. Gene Ontology annotation, biological process: regulation of DNA-templated transcription. The record is from RefSeq and is a predicted model, not a curated record. Gene Ontology annotation, molecular function: DNA-binding transcription factor activity; DNA binding. NCBI's taxonomy places the organism in Eukaryota, Viridiplantae, Streptophyta, Magnoliopsida, Malvales, Malvaceae.